AUGGGUGAAGCUACCGUGAACGGUGACCUUCCUCACUCUGCCAUCCUCUCUCACCUCCAAUCCUAUCCUCUAGUGUCCGACUCGAUCAAGACGAUCAAGGAGAACCCUUACGGAGCCAAGUCCAUCGACCUCACCAACGCCGGCUACACGAAAUUCGUCAAGCCUACCCUGCCAUACUUUCAAACCCCCGCGUCCUAUGCGAAGCCGUACGUGGCCAAGGCGGACGAGUUGGGUGACAAGUUCUUGAGCAAGUUCGACGAGCGCGUCCCCCUUGUCAAGUCCGAGACCAAGGAGAUUCAAGAUACGUUGGUCACGUACAUCCACUGGCCUCUCGACACCGCGAACAACACCAAGGACUGGGCGUUCAAGACCUACAGCGACGAAUACAAGAAGUGUGGCGGUGAGGGAGUCGUGGCCGGUGGCAAGGCGGUCGUCACCACCGGUCUCGUCCUGACCAGCGACGUCCUCAAGUGGAUCAGCAACUUCUUGCAGCAGAAGAAGGAGGAGGCCAAGGAGGUUGUCGCCCAGGACAAGUCGACGUCGAAAUAG
Molecule: messenger RNA, 549 nt
Organism: Exophiala oligosperma
Lineage: Eukaryota; Fungi; Ascomycota; Eurotiomycetes; Chaetothyriales; Herpotrichiellaceae
Exons: 2
Coding region: 1-549 (182 amino acids)
Source: RefSeq, a predicted model, not a curated record